Molecule: messenger RNA, 963 nt
Organism: Rotaria sp. Silwood1
Lineage: Eukaryota; Metazoa; Rotifera; Eurotatoria; Philodinida; Philodinidae
Source: the annotation of a GenBank genome assembly
AUGUCAUUUAUUGAAGGUAUUGGCGAUGAUCUUCUCUAUACGUUUUGUUUCAUUCUAUUUAUCGGUACUGUAUCACUUGCGUGGCUUUCAUCACAUGUGAAUAAUAUUCAUUUACCUACUACAUUAUUUAUUAUAGAACGACGAACACAUCGAAGAAAUGAAGAACAAUCCGAAAGAAUCAAUUCAAUUUCAUCACCAAAUCAACAACAACAACAACAACAAACAAUAUUAUCAUCUGUUAAUGAAACAAUAAUAGAACAUGAAUCAGAUAUUGAAUCAAAUGAAAAUGAUGAACAAACAUCAAUAUCAAUAGAAUCUAAUACUAAUCAAAUACAACAAAAUGAAUCGAAUAAUAAUAUAAUUAAUUCAAAUGAAUCUAUUUCACAAAUAACAACUAAUGAAGAAGAAGAAAAUCAAAUAUUAAGAAUUACAAUUAAAUUUCUUAAUGAUACUCAAAAAUCAAUAAUAGCUAAUCAAAAUGAUACAAUUUUGAAAAUCAAAAGAUUAUAUUUUGCUGAUGAAUUAGCAAAUAAUAAAAUUAUUCGAUUUAUUUAUCAAGGUCGUGAAUUACAAGAUAAUGAAACUCUUUAUACAUGUAAUAUACAUGAUGAAACUAUAAUUCAUUGUCAAAUAAGUACACGACGACAUUCAACAAAUAAUCAAAUUAAUGAUGAUAUAUCAACAAUACAUAUUAAUUCAAAUAAUUUUGAUACAUUAUCAUUUAUUGAUACAUCAACAAUUAAUAUUUCACCAUAUUUUCUUUUUUUUAUAACAUUAAUUCUUGGAUCUAUAUGGUAUUUACGUAUUAAAUAUCGUUUAUUAUUUACACCUAUAACAACAAUUAUUCUUUUAUUAAUAACAAUUAUACUUUUAAUAUUUAUAUGUGGUAUUUUAUUAACAACACGUCGACAAAUAUUAGAUAGAAGAAUUCCAACACAUUUACAACAUGUUCAUCUUGAUUGA